UUUAUCUACAUGUGUCAAGCUUUGGUUUUAAAAUUGAUUUCACCUUUCACUUUCACACUUUGGGUACAAUUUUUUGUUUUUUUCAUAUGAUUUGUUUUGAUGUGUUGUGUUCCUGUAUGAUUUGUUUUGCUGUGUUGUGUUCCUUAUUCCUAGAUCUUCAUUUAUUACUGUAUUUUUUUUAUUAUCUAUAUUUUCAGUUUUUUUUUUCUUUUAUUUCACACACUUUCUUACACUUACAAAACUUUUUCUGCGUUUUGCUUUGCGUGUGUAACAUUUUUAAUCAGGCUAACCCAUUUUACCCUUUUUUGCAGUGCCUAAAAAAGUGAAUAAUAAAAAAAAUUAGAUUUAUACAAAAUGAAUACCAAUAUGGAGCUUAUGAAAAAACCUCAGAACAUUCAGCAUGAUGAUGAUAAUGAUGCAUCGUCGUCCAAUAAUUAUAUUCUAUGUAUGUCAAAAUGCCCAUGGUGGUAUUUUGUCAAGAGAAAUACUGAGAAUAGUACUACUGACAGUAUUGCGGUCAUUGGUCAUAAAAUACGUCAUUGGAUUGGGAUUAAUGAAUGGUCGAGAGUUUGCAAAAAAGAAAGAAUAGCAUUCGAACUCGGGUACUCCAGACGAUUACCCAUAAAAACUUCAUCAGGGCAUGAUAUAGAAAGAACACAAGCUAAGAAAAUGUAA
Molecule: messenger RNA, 675 nt
Organism: Styela clava
Lineage: Eukaryota; Metazoa; Chordata; Ascidiacea; Stolidobranchia; Styelidae
Source: RefSeq, a predicted model, not a curated record